This is a messenger RNA of Symphalangus syndactylus (siamang), 7269 nucleotides long. RefSeq names its product high mobility group 20A (gene HMG20A). Gene Ontology annotation, cellular component: nucleus. NCBI's taxonomy places the organism in Eukaryota, Metazoa, Chordata, Mammalia, Primates, Hylobatidae. The record is from RefSeq and is a predicted model, not a curated record. Gene Ontology annotation, biological process: regulation of gene expression.
CAUAUGUUUCUGGUAGGUGUGUGUAUUUUUACAGCCAUUUUGGAAAACAAUUUGGCCAUAUAUUCCAAAGGUGAUCAUACACCCUCUGACCCUCUGACCCAGCUGUUCCUAGGUAUACACCCAACAGAAAUUCAUAUGUUCACCAAACGACACAAAUGGACAAGAAGCCAGAUCAGUGCAUAGUCUCUACAAGGAAGAUAAUGGACUGUAAAAUUCUAUAAAGCAAAGCUACACAUCACUUGACACGAAACACCAUCUUGGUUACAUAAUGAAGAGAGAUGGAAAACUUGAUGACUAGCUCCACCCUACCGCCCCUUUUUGCAGAUGAAGAUGGUUCCAAGGAGAGUAAUGAUCUGGCUACCACUGGGUUAAAUCACCCAGAGGUUCCGUACAGUAGUGGCGCCACAUCAUCCACCAACAAUCCAGAAUUUGUGGAGGAUCUCUCCCAAGGUCAGUUGCUUCAGAGUGAGUCUUCAAAUGCAGCAGAAGGCAAUGAACAGAGGCAUGAAGAUGAGCAACGAAGUAAAAGAGGAGGUUGGUCCAAAGGAAGAAAGAGGAAGAAACCUCUUCGAGACAGCAAUGCACCCAAAUCCCCCCUUACAGGAUAUGUUCGGUUCAUGAAUGAGCGUCGAGAACAACUUCGAGCAAAGAGACCAGAAGUCCCAUUUCCAGAAAUCACAAGGAUGUUAGGCAAUGAAUGGAGUAAACUGCCUCCUGAGGAAAAACAGCGCUACCUUGAUGAAGCAGACAGAGAUAAGGAGCGUUACAUGAAGGAACUGGAACAGUAUCAGAAAACAGAGGCCUACAAGGUCUUCAGUAGGAAAACCCAGGACCGUCAGAAAGGCAAAUCUCAUAGACAAGAUGCAGCCCGGCAAGCCACUCAUGAUCAUGAGAAAGAAACAGAGGUAAAGGAACGGUCUGUUUUUGACAUCCCUAUAUUUACAGAGGAAUUCUUGAACCAUAGCAAAGCUCGGGAAGCAGAGCUCCGCCAGCUUCGCAAAUCCAACAUGGAGUUUGAGGAGAGGAAUGCAGCCCUGCAAAAGCACGUGGAGAGCAUGCGCACAGCAGUGGAGAAGCUGGAGGUGGAUGUGAUCCAGGAGCGGAGCCGCAACACAGUCUUACAGCAGCACCUGGAGACCCUGCGGCAGGUGCUGACCAGCAGCUUUGCCAGCAUGCCCUUGCCUGGAAGUGGAGAGACACCUACAGUGGACACCAUUGACUCAUAUAUGAACAGACUGCACAGUAUUAUUUUAGCUAAUCCCCAAGACAAUGAAAACUUCAUAGCUACAGUUCGAGAAGUUGUGAACAGACUUGAUCGUUAGGGAAUGCCACUGAGGAUCUCAUGGUCUACAUGGGUUUCAUCCACAUCUGUGUUCCCAGUGCCCAGCACAGAGCAAGUCCCAUAGCAGGUAUUUACUGAAUGCUUGUUGAAUGAAUGGUGAACGAGUUGACCCUUUGCAUGACAUGGCAUCCAGUAUCUGUGACCUGGAGAUAGUGAUGAGAAUAUUGCUUCACAAACGGCAGUUCGAGGGAUUCUAUGGCAGCAUUUUAUUUAAAAGCGUAAAUGCUGCUGAAUGGAUGCCAUGCUUCUGCUUGUCAGGGGGAGGAAAACAGAGGAUUCCAGAAAAUUGCCUCUAAUUUGAGCACAAUUUCACUCUUUCUGUUGACAUCUCCUGGUGUACUUUGAAAAGACUGCAAUUCUGUACCUUUAGCCAGGAACAUCCAGUCGGGGAGAUCACCAGAGCAGCUCUGUGGGCGACGCAUUUGGGGGCCCAGGCCUUAGAGCUGCAUGUCAUGGGGCAAACGGACAGUGGGCUCAGAUGACCCUUCCCCUCCCACCCAGCUUCCUAGACACACUUCGCAUACACUCUGCCUGGGGCAGCAGAAAAGGCUCAGGUUUCGCAAACAGACUCAUUUACUAUGUGGAUAAUUUAGUCUGCCCAAGCCUCUAUUUCUUCUUCUGUAAAAUGGGGAGAAUGCCUUCCUAAUAGGGUUGCUACAAACAGUGAAUGAAAUAUUGAAUGUUGGAUACUUAAUACAAUGCCUGUCAUUAGCAGAUGUUAAAAAAAAUCCCUCCCCUCCUAUCCCUAUGUUCACUCUCAUCAACACUAGCCUGGCCCCUGCCUCUGGAAACAAACCUCUCUAAGGGUCUUGGGCUGAGCAGCUGAUCCCAUCAAGGAUGGAGCUGGCACCCAGAGUUUUCACUUUGUGAGGAUCUCUUGGAGCAGGAAAAGUCUUUGGUUCAAUAAGGAAGAGAGUUAAAAUAGUGGAAGCCAGUGGGGGAGCUGGUGGGGGAGGCUCUGUGAGCUGGGGACUUUCUAAAGGUGAGCAUCUGGGAUCAGCUGUGAUUCUAUCAUGCCUGCACCAACCCCUCUCAUAAACACCAGUGGUCAUUAUGCACUGGAUAAAAUCCCAGCCUUUCAGUCAAGUUUUCAAGCCUUGGUGAUCUAGCCCACCUGCCUUCAUUCAUUCACUCCACAAACAUGCCCCAGGUCCCCAUCUCCACAUCUGUAUGCAGGCUGGUCCCUAGACCUGUGACACCUUCCCUCACUCUUACCUACAUAACUCACCAGCCCUUCAUGUUAGAAACCAUCUGUGCCCCUCCAGAACUUGGUCCACAGUUGUUUAUGCUUGUGCCUUAGCUUCCCCAUGGGCUCUGGGCAUCUGUAGUCAGGGUCCACAACCGAGCCAUCCUGAGGACACCCAGGCAGAGCCUUGCCUCUUGCUUUGCACAACACCAUGGCUCAGUGUCUUCUUGGAGUGAAUAAGUGACUGGGCUUCUCUACACUCAAGUCAUUCCCAUCUCAGAACAGUCCAGGUGCACUGAAGGAUGGAAAGGUGGGAGCACACUCCUCCCACAGGCUCUCCAAAGGGAUUUGAGAGUGCUGUACUUUCUUUGCCACACAGGCACGUGGCAGCUAUUUGCAUGUCUAUCUGGCAUCAUAAGUACACAAAGAUGGUUUGUCUAUUUCCCAUCUGCUAACCUGCUUGGAUGACCUCCUCCUCAGCACAGCACACAAGAGCACUAAAGUGCCCCAGGGAUGCUGCAGGCAAUGUCUAUACCCCAUUUCCUUUUAGAAACCAGCCAGGUCACGCAGCAAUAGAGCAAGCCAAAUGCAAAUGGCCACCUCCUGGGUCCAUCCAUUGUCCCUUCUGGCCUAGAUCCUGCCUCAGUGAUAUAGAAAAAAAGAUGAAGGUAAUCUGGAAGAGGAAGCCCUGAGAUGCUGUCAAAGGAGGAAAAAGAUCCAGGGUAGAAGCAGGGGAGAAGACUGGCAUGUGGGCAACAAACCCUGUCUUCUAAAAAGACCUGUGCCCUUGAAGUAGGGAGACAGGCCUGGAAGAAAGUCCUGGAGCUCCACCAACUCCAACACCAGUGUGCGCCUACUGCAAAUGCAGGCCAAGGGUUAUUGUUCCCACUUACAGAUGAGAAAACUCAGACAGAUCAUGCUAUGGUCUGAAUGCUGGUGUCCCUCCAAUAUUCACAUGUUGGAACUUGAUCCCCAAUGUGAUAGUAUUGAGAGGUGGGGCCUUUUGGAAGUAAUCGAGUCCUGAAGGCUCUGCCCUUAUGAAUGGGAUUAUGUCCUUAUAAAAGAGGCUCAAGUGAGCUCCCUGGCCUCUUCUGACACGUAAGAACACAGCAACGAGACGCCAUCUAUGGAGCAGAGGGCAAACCCUUACCGGACACCACAUCUGCUGGGGCCUUGAUCUUGGACUUCCCAGCUUUCAGAACUGCAAGCAAAAAAAUUCUGUUGUUUAUAAAUUACCCAAUCUAAAGUAUUUUGUUGUCAUGGCAGGAAAUGACUGACAGGUCAGUGUCACAUAACUCACCCAAUCAGAGUGGGCAGGGUAAGGUCUUCUGAUUCCAAGGCCAGAGCCAAGGGGACUAGUUUGUUAGUGAUCCUGGGAAAAAGUGCUAUUUGCUCAUCCAGGAAAUACAGAUUAAAACCCCAGUACAUGGGGCUGGGCACAGUGGCUCAUGCCUGUAAUCCCAGCACUUUGGGAGGCUAAGGCAGGCGGAUCACAAGGUCAGGAGAUCGAGACCAUCCUGGCUAACAUGGUGAAACCCCGUCUCUACUAAAACUACAAAAAAUUAGCCAGGCGUGGUGGUGGGCGCCUGUAGUCCCAGCUACUCAGGAGGCUGAGGCAGGAGAAUGGCGUGAACCCGGGAGUUGGAGGUUGCAGUGAGCCGAGAUCGUGCCACUGCACUCCAGCCUGGGCGACAGAGUGAGACUCCGUCUCAAAAAAUAAAAAGAAAUAAAAAUAAUAAUAAAACCCCAGUACAACACACACCCUCAGGAUGGCUAAAAUGAGUAAGAGAGUUUUAAAAAAUUUGAUGUUGGUGAGGAUGUGCAGUAACUGUAACUGCUUUACAUGGCUGGUAAGAAUGCAAACUGGUAUAUCAACACUGCAAAAGUGUCUAAUGACGCCUACCAAAGCUAACCAUAUGCAGACCCUAUAACCCAGCAAUUACAUUUCUAGGUACCAAAAGCAUUCUAGGUACUAGAAUUUUCUUUUUUUCUUUUUUUUUUUGAGACGGAGUCUCGGUCUGUCGCCGAGGCUGGAGUGCAGUGGCCCGAUCUAGGCUCACUGCAAGCUCCGCCUCUGAGCCUAGCCAGAAAAACGUAGUUGAUAAAAAUAUUGUGGUACAAGGCCGAGCAUGGUGGCUCACACCUGUAAUCUCAACGCUUUGGGAGGCCGAGGCGGGUGGAUCACGAGGUCAAGAGAUCGAGACCAUCCUGGACAACAUGGUGAAACCUCGUCUCUACUAAAAUUACAAAAUAACUGGGCGUGGUGGUGUGCACCUGUAGUCCCAGCUUCUUGGGAGGCUGAGGCAGGAGAAUCGCUUGAACCUGGGAGACAGAAGUUGCAGUGAGUCGAGAUCACGCCACUGCACUCCAGCCUAGAGGACAAAGCGAGACUCUGUCUCAAAAAAAUACAUAAAUAAAUAAAUAAUAUAUAUAUAGUCAUAUAAUUAUAGAAUAUGAAUGAGCAAGCUAUAAUUACACAUAGCCAUGGAUAAAUGUCACAAACAUAAUGCUGAGCAAAAUGAGUCAGACACCAAAGAGCAAAUAUUAUAAGAACCCAUUUAUACAGCUUUCAAACCAGACAUUCAUCAAUGGUGUUACAAGUCAGGAUAGCGGGGUCCCUUAAUGUGGGUAGUGACUGCAAGGGACAAGAAAGGACUUUGGUGGUGCUGGUUGCCUGAGGGUGCUACAGUCAUGUGGUGGUGGUUACAUUUUUCACGAAGUGAGAAAUCUCAAGCCAUACGCUUAUGACUUGUACAUUAUGAUUUCGCUAUGUAUGCUAUUCAAUAAAAACGUAAGCUUACAAAAAUUAAGGACAAUCUCUACUAAUGGAGACAGAGUGAAUCCAGGAUGAAUUGUUAAGUUUAAAAUAUUGAAGUGCAAAACUAUAACUCUAGAAUGCUACUUUGUGUGUAAGAAAGAAGGGGAAAUAAGAAAUUAUUACCCUUUUAUAUAUUAUGGAAGGAGGAAUGUAUAAAUUUCUAUAUGUAAAUAUAUAUUAUAGAAGAUUGUUUUUGCAAAAAGAAACACAGGAAGGAUAAACGAAUGAGAUCAGUUACCUACAAAGGUAGUGUGGGAAUGGAGUGGAAGGGAUAUGAGCAGAGAGCUAUUUUUUCUGAGUAUAAAUGUUUUGUAUAGUGUUGGCUUUCAGAACCACAUCAGUGCUUUACCUGUUCAAACAACAACAAUAAUAAAGGACGGGGGAAGUCUCUAAAAUGUAAUACAAUCAGAAACAAACAAACCUAAUACAUUUCAAAUGAGUAACAACCACACUAAAAGGAGGGGAAAAUCUGACCCAAGGGCAUUUUAAACACACUAUUUUACUAUAUACGCCCAGACAAAAGAUAAAAAAGAUCUGCAAAAAUGUCAAACUCUAGUUAGCAGGUUUGUUUUUUGCAGCAGUAUGGUUUGGCCAUUCUGAAACCUCUAGGCUUCGGCACAUGAGUAGAUAUAAUGACAAUCACGGGGUCCAAGUUUCUCACUGUUGGAGAAGUGAGUUACAGGUAUUGGAAGGGAGAAGACAAGAAUGGACCCUUAGGUAUUAAAUUGAAAUUGGAGGUAACCGUACAAGCGCAUGGCUUUAUAUACAGAUGUUAAUAUAGAUAUGGUCAUGGAUAUUCUACCUCCCAGAUCAUUCUCUCCUAAAAUAAACAAGGUCAAGGGAUCCUUGGAGAAAUAGCUGAUUUCCAGGACAAGUACGUGAUGAACCUGAAAGUAAGAAAAUGCUCAAAGAAUGAUGGGGAAAUGUCAAAAAGACACAGGGGCCAGCUUGAAGGAGCUCCCACCGGCCAAACCUGGAACAAUUUGAGCACCAAAAUGAAUAAUGAUAAGAAUGAAUUACAACCCACUGAAUAAAAUAAGAAUCCCUGAGUCCAUACAGAUAUAAUAUAAUGAGUAUAAAUAAAUACAUGAGGAAAAGAGAAAGCUCUUCUGUAUCGUAAAAUUCAAACUAAUAAAGAGGAAAUUCUGAGGUUAGAAAAUUACAUUUGACCAGCAUCAUAGUAAUAAUUGAUUCAGGCAAGAAUCACCAAUAGAUCCUGAAAUUAGUGGGUGAAAACUCUGACAAAAAACUGGAUAUGUAUAUAGUCUAAAGGUAACUCCCCACAAAGUACCUUUUUUUUUUUUUGAGAGAGAGAGAGAGACAGGGUCUCACUCCUGUUGGCCAGGCUGGCAUGCAAUGUGGCACAAUCACAGCUCAUUACAGCCUCAAACUCCUGGUGGGCCCAAAUGGUCCUCCCACCUCAGCCUCCAGAGUAGCUGGAACCACAGGUGCAUGCUACCAUGCCUGGCUAAUAUAUACAUAUACAUAUAUAUGAUAUAUAUAAUCAUAUAUAUAUUAUAUAUAUCAUAUCAUAUAUGUAUAUAUAUGAGACUUAUCAUACCAUAUAUGUAUAUAUGAGAGACAUAUAUAUAUAUAUAUAUAUAUAUAUAUAUAUAUGAAUGACUGGGUCUCACUAUGUUGCCCAGGCUGCUCACAAAAUAUUUAUUAAAUAGCAACGGAAAAAUAGUAACUUAACAGUGCUAGACCACAUCUUAACCCAUGAUCCAAAUUAGUAUAACUAGUAAUAGGACAAAUAGACAUCAUGUACCUCCUGAGAUGAUGCACCAAGAAGGACACAACUUCACUUCUGUGAUAAUCCUGCAAAAAUCAAUAACCUGCAUUUAAUCAUGAGGACACAUCAGACAAACCCAAACUAAAGAAUAUUUAUUUAUGUAUUUAUUUAUUUAUUUGAGACACAGUCUC